GGAGCUGUUUGUGUUCUCCAAUUAAACUCCCACUCCCAUGCCACGUAACGUUACCGCCGGUAGGUUCGGCGACAGAAAUAAGUUUAGCGGCUCCAAAACGGUCACUGCGGCUAUCCAAAUGAUGAAUAGAGAGCAGGAAAAGCAGACGGCAAACGGCGAAUGCUGGAAAUAUCGAAAUAGACUUCGGAGGUACACUUCGCGGGAGAAGACAAUGCGGAAUGACCGGACCGUAAUGGUUGGCUGAAGGAAAAUACGACCAAAUACUGUCGAAAACUUUUUCCACCUGGCUCAAGCUCGAGACCAAGAUGCAUUUGAUGUAUACCCUCGAUGCUAAUGGAAAUAGAGUAUAUACACUUAAAAAAAUAACCGAUGCUGGGAAAAUAACUAAGUCGGCACACCCUGCGAGAUUUUCACCGGAUGACAAGUUCUCCAGGCACCGUGUGACAAUCAAGAAGCGCUACGGUGUCUUGUUGACGCAAUUACCAGCAAAGCCUCUCUAGAUACCUAUUUCUUAGCUGGACGUCAUGGCUUGUAGAAAUGUGCAUGCGACGGGUCCCCUUUCCUUCGAACAUUUGAACUAUCAAGUGUGCUGUUGAUACUUGGUGAAUGUUCAUCACUGAGCGGCAAGGUUUCUCUCACUUCAUUUUCCGUGAUGUUACAUAUUUAAUA
This is a messenger RNA of Desarmillaria tabescens, 669 nucleotides long. RefSeq names its product Nop10p-domain-containing protein. The record is from RefSeq and is a predicted model, not a curated record. Gene Ontology annotation, biological process: ribosome biogenesis; snRNA pseudouridine synthesis; rRNA pseudouridine synthesis. NCBI's taxonomy places the organism in Eukaryota, Fungi, Basidiomycota, Agaricomycetes, Agaricales, Physalacriaceae. Gene Ontology annotation, cellular component: box H/ACA snoRNP complex. Bases 306 to 500 code for a protein of 64 amino acids. The transcript is spliced from 4 exons. Gene Ontology annotation, molecular function: snoRNA binding; telomerase RNA binding.